UUCCCUGCCAUCAUGACAGGCCACCACCGAUACAGGUUAGUCCAGCGUUUUUUAUUAUAAGUUUGGUUGUAAACCUUGCUUUAUCUCUGCCAUUGACACCAGGGGCCAUCGGGCGCACUCGUUUAUGCCGGUUGACAUCAACGAACUCGUGGAGCUGCGAGCACGGCACAGGACGUUCGACGGCGCGUAUCGUCGGACAGCCCUCGCAAACCUUGGUUAUUCGUUGACAGUCCUCCGUCUCUUUGAUGUAAGAUUUUACAGAACGCAGAUCUUAUCUGUACAAUGAACCCAUUUCUCAUGUCCAUUUCCAGUCGGCCUUCUUUACUUGGUCCUCUCUGGUGUGCUUUUCAUCAUGGCCUAUCUCCGAGCUCGUCAUUCUCGGCAUGACUUUGCCGACCAGAACGCAGAGGCAGCCUUUUACGAACGCGCGCUUCCGAC
Serpula lacrymans var. lacrymans S7.9 is the source of this 438-nucleotide messenger RNA. RefSeq lists its product as uncharacterized. The annotation marks the transcript as partial. The record is from RefSeq and is a predicted model, not a curated record. NCBI's taxonomy places the organism in Eukaryota, Fungi, Basidiomycota, Agaricomycetes, Boletales, Serpulaceae. The transcript is spliced from 2 exons.